UGGUUUCGUCGUCAGCUGUAUGUCAUCUGCUGUCAGCUGAUAUAAGAGAGCAUGAGCAAUAAGUAGACAACAAAUUGCAUUGAAUGAAAUACAGCAAAUCUUAAAGAAGCAGUGAUUUAAUUCAACUGUCAUCAUAAACACGCAAUUCGGAAUUUCAUAAGAAUUUCACAAUGACAUCAAGGAAAGCACAAAAAGAAUCUGAAAACAAAGACUUCAUCGACAUGGAUGAGGUCUCAAAAGAAGCUCAAGGGAUUAUAGACAAAGUUGUAAAAGAUGUUGGAAAAUCUUCAGCUACUCGCCAGCUGAUGAUUGGGAGCGCUACCGGAUGGGUGACAGGAUAUUUAUUGAUGAAAGUGGGAAAAGUGGCAGCCGUAGCUAUUGGCGGCGGAAUAAUUCUCCUUCAAGUGGCUAAUCAUAACGGCUAUGUGAAUAUCAAUUGGGACAAAAUAUUCAAACAGGCCGAGAAAGUCAGCGACAAAAUCGAGAGCAAAGCCACAUCCAAAGGUCCAAACCUACUUGAUAAGGUGGAGCGAUUCGUGGACCGGAAACUGGACAAGGCGGAAACACUGCUGAAGAAGCGAGAGCGCAAGGCCCGUCGCUGGUACCACCGCGCUCUCUACGACGAGGACCCGUUCAUCUUUCAGGAGAUCCACGUGUUUAUGGCGUCGUUCGUAGCCGGCAUGGCGUUCGGCAUGAUUUUCGGAGGCAUUACUCGUUGAUAAUGAACUGUCCGGUCUUCGCGUUUGUAUAGUUUCAUAGUCAUCUAUUGUAUUUGAUAAUCGUAACCGCAUAAUGCAAAAUUAGUUGAUAACAAACUGAUAAGAUUAAAUUCAAUUUAAAGGAUUCUCCUCCUCUCAUCCGUUAUUUGCCAAUCAGAUAAUACUUUAAGUAAGUGCGACAGUGGUAAUUAAUAGUCUAUUUAAAGGAAUUUAAUGUUUGAAAAUAAAUACAUCACCUGUCAACAAAACGUGUGACAAUUAUUAUCAUCAUUGUAUUUGAACUUAUUGCUUUAAAAGCUUCCAUAAAAUGUCAAAAAUAUGUUUUAUGUGGAAUAAGUUUUUAACUGGAUUUAAAUAACAGAUUUUCAACAUCCACAGUAGUUAGCCCAUUUCAGAAUAAUUUUCUUAAUUUUAAAUAAUUAUAAUAAUUUACAACUUGUAGACGUGAAUAUCUUUCCAUAAUCGACACAUUACCUGAUCAAAAAUAAUGGUUUAUGCCACAAUAAUGAAUUGUACAUUUAAUAUGUUACCUGCUAAUUUAAUUUUUGAUGUUAUAUCAAUAUUCAAAUCCUCCUAUUUAAAAUUUAUUUGAAAAUGUAUAUGUUCUCUUGUUAAGAUGAUAUAAUCAUUAACACACUAGAGCUACAUUAUUAACAUCAUUAAAUUAAGACUCAUAAAACUCUCUAAUUAUUAUUAUUAUAAUUAUAGCACCUUCAUUUCCCCCAAGUAAAUAAAUAAUAGAUUAAGUUAAUAAACAAAGUUAUUAAAAGAAUUGAUUGGCACAUGCGCAAAUGAUUCUCAACUCAUAUUUUUUGAGUUUUGGAAUAUGUAUUGCUAGUAUAAUAAUAGACCUAAAUAAGCUUACUAAAAAUUCAAGAACAUUGGAGAAGACUGGUGAUAAAAUUAUUACUUAAUGAUACCAUUGAGCUUAACUGCCAUAAAUGUAUGCAAUAGGGAUUACACUUACUAAAUGAUAAUUAAAAAUGUUUCAUGUUACUCAACAAAACAAAUAUUCACAUAUUGUGAUUUUCAGAUGUUUAUAAAUGUACGGUAUUAAUUGAAAGAAAUUGGCAUAUAUUUGUCAAUGUAGUAUAAUUUUCAUAGCACGCUUUUAAAAAUACAUGAAUUCUUAAACUGAAACCAUUUAUUUGCAUUUUCCUCAUUUUUCACAACAUGUAAAGAAUGCCUGCAUUGUCAAAAUAAAUCUCGAUUAGUUGGAAUGAAAUAGUUGAUUAAUUAAUUAAUGAUGUUUUCCAGAGGCAUUAAUUCUUUAGUAUUCAAACAUUACAAAAUGUCGUAGCUUGAAAGAUCUGAUGAUUUGGCGAUUGUAUAAAAUGUAUAAUUAAUUAAUGUAUUAUAAGUAUCAAUAAUUUAUAUCAGCCACCUCAUUUUAAUUCAAUCCCAUCAACUAUUCAUUUUAUUUUAAUUAAUUUUUACUUUGUGUACUUACAUAAAAAAGCAUAAUGUUAUUUUGGUUUAUUUCUAGUAUUUUCUGAUCAAUUUAAUCCUAAAACUUGUCAUAUUUUUACAUUAUAUUGAUCUAUAGCAUGUAUGUAGUCAUAUGUAUGUUAAUUUCCUAUAAUGCUUCGAAUUAUUAAAAAAAACUGCAAUAAAUGUUUCUAACAAUGA
Nilaparvata lugens (brown planthopper) is the source of this 2348-nucleotide messenger RNA. Its product is annotated as FUN14 domain-containing protein 1. Gene Ontology annotation, biological process: autophagy of mitochondrion. The transcript is spliced from 4 exons. Gene Ontology annotation, cellular component: mitochondrial outer membrane. The record is from RefSeq and is a predicted model, not a curated record. Bases 171 to 719 code for a protein of 182 amino acids. NCBI's taxonomy places the organism in Eukaryota, Metazoa, Arthropoda, Insecta, Hemiptera, Delphacidae.